GUCAGGAAACAGUCAAGAGUCACGGAACAAGAGCUUACCACUAUCCUCGCUUUUGAAAAUAUGAAGCUUAUCGCUCAAGGUGAAGAACGUGCCCGUACGUUCCGGGCAUCAUGGCCAAACGAGGAUUUUGUGCUUAAGAAAGCCGACAUAUGGGAUCAGCGAGAGGUUGUUCAUGAGUUAGAGCAUGAGGCAAGGGUUUACCAGGCUCUGCAGAAGCUGCAAGGGCAAUGGAUACCCAAGUUGAAGAUAGCCGGAAUAGCAAAUGAACUGAGGGUGAUUCUGGUCACGGAAUUUAUAGGAUCUAACCUCUGCGAAGAACACUUGGUUCAUCUGAGCGGAAAAAGAUCCAGGCGGCACUGUCAGCAAUCCACAGGCUAGGUAUCCUGCACGGUGAGAUUCGACUGCACAACAUUGAGGCACGGCGCGAUGGUGAAAACUCGCAGUUCUUUUUCAUCGACUUUGGACGUUCGGAACUCACAAGAGUGAAAAAUUCUGAGGCACGAGGCGGA
Gamsiella multidivaricata is the source of this 509-nucleotide messenger RNA. RefSeq lists its product as uncharacterized. NCBI's taxonomy places the organism in Eukaryota, Fungi, Mortierellomycota, Mortierellomycetes, Mortierellales, Mortierellaceae. The transcript has a single exon. The coding region runs from base 61 to 378 and encodes 105 amino acids. The record is from RefSeq and is a predicted model, not a curated record.